GAGCUUUAUUGUCGUCUGCUACAACAGGGGAAUAGCUCAGUCAUUAGCUUGUUGGAUUGUCGUCUGCUAAUACAAGGGAAUAGUUCAGUCAGUAGCGAGUUGGAUUGUCGUCUGCUAAUACAAGGGAAUAGUUCAGUCAGUAGCGAGUUGGAUUGUCGUCUGCUAGGACAAGGGAAUAGUUUAGUCAGUAGCGAGUUGGAUUGUCGUCUGCUAGGACAGGGGAAUAGUUCAGUCAGUAGUGAGUUGGAUUGA
Messenger RNA from Lottia gigantea (owl limpet), 252 nucleotides. RefSeq lists its product as hypothetical. The annotation marks the transcript as partial. NCBI's taxonomy places the organism in Eukaryota, Metazoa, Mollusca, Gastropoda, Lottiidae. The record is from RefSeq and is a predicted model, not a curated record. The transcript has a single exon.